This is a messenger RNA of Fundulus heteroclitus (mummichog), 3988 nucleotides long. RefSeq names its product SS18L1 subunit of BAF chromatin remodeling complex. Gene Ontology annotation, molecular function: transcription coactivator activity. The record is from RefSeq and is a predicted model, not a curated record. NCBI's taxonomy places the organism in Eukaryota, Metazoa, Chordata, Actinopteri, Cyprinodontiformes, Fundulidae. Bases 205 to 1416 code for a protein of 403 amino acids. Gene Ontology annotation, cellular component: nucleus. The transcript has 11 exons. Gene Ontology annotation, biological process: positive regulation of transcription by RNA polymerase II; positive regulation of dendrite morphogenesis.
CAUGAAGCCGGGUGUGUUCUCUCUGUCCAUAUUGAUGAUGAGCUUAAAAUGCCCUUUCUUUAAAUCACACCAAUAACAGAUUUGUCAUUUUCCCCCCUUGCUUUUUUUCCUGGUUGUGAAGAAACUAUGUAACCAAAUUGAAGGCUGCGCUCUAGAUAACAAAUAUUAGAAUAAAAGAAGCGCUUUUAUUUCCCAUAUGACAAAAUGUCUGUGGCGUUUUCAUCGGCGCGUCCCGGGAGUAAAGGGGAGAUGACACCGCAAACCAUCCAAAAGAUGUUGGAUGAAAAUCAUCAUUUAAUACAAUGUAUUAUGGAUUACCAAAGCAAAGGCAAGACAGCUGAGUGUGCACAGUAUCAGCAGAUCCUGCACAGGAAUCUUGUUUACUUGGCCACAAUAGCUGAUUCUAAUCAGAACAUGCAGUCACUACUACCGGCUCCUCCUAGUUCCAAUAUGUCCACGGAUCCUGGAAGAAUGAGCCAGAGUGGAAGAAAUACUCCAAGUAACCUUAAUGACAUAGUGGGACCAGGACUUCCUUCCACAUCCAUGAUGCAGAGCCAAAUGAGCAAUGGCCCCAGCCAUGCCCCCAUGCAGUCAGGUCACAUGCAGACGGCUAUUCCCUCCACCAGCAGCUACAGUAGCUCGGGAUCCGGCUACAGCCAUGCCACGCCUUCCUCUCAGGGUAGUCUGACCCAGGGCUCCGGGCCUGGUUAUGGUUCUUCCUCCUCCUCUUCCUCCACGCCAUCAUCUUCCUCCUCCUCCCGCAGCAACCUCAACAUGCAGUCGAGCCAAGUCUCCAUGAUGCACCAACAAUCUGCUCCUCCACACUACUCCUCAGCCCAUUCAGGGGGGCAACACUAUCAGGGACAACAGGCAAUGGGUAUGAUGGGACAGGCCAGUCAAGGAAAUAGCAUGCCGCAGAGGCCCAUGGGAUCUUACCGCUCCUCUCAGCAAGGACCUGCACAACACUACAUGGGACAAGACGAGUUCUACGGAGAGCAGUAUGGACACACUCAGAGCUCCACCGAGCCCAUAAACCAGCAGUAUUACACUGAUGGUCUUGGGGAAUACUCAUAUCAGCAGUCUUCAUAUGGUGAGCAAGGCUAUGACAGGUCGUUUGAUGAGUCUUCACCUCAUUACUAUGAAGGAGGUAACUCUCAGUACAGCCAACAACAGGCCUCAUAUCAACAGAGCUCUGGCCAGCAGCCGUCUUUUAGCCAACAGCAGUACUCCUCUCAGCAGGGCUACAGCAGGCAGCCACAUGGAUAUGGUCCAAGCCAAGGAGGAUCAAUCCAAUUUUCCCAGUAUCCGCAGAGUCAGAGCCAGCAAUAUGGAAACUAUCGCUCUUCCCAAGGAGGCCCCGGAGCACAAACUCAAAGGCCCUACACCUAUGAACAGGGCCAAUAUGGAAACUAUUAGCAAUAAGGCAACACACUGUUUUGCUCUAUAAGGAACAUCUACCAUUAUAUGCUUCAACAAUAAUCUCCUCAUCGUAUGGAAAGGAAGAUCUUUCUGAACCAGAUUUAUUAUCUUCAAAGAAAUCAGCAUUCCGACCAAGAUUAGAUCAUUUGAUAAAUGUGAUGCUUCCAUUCAUGCUAUGUUGAUUUUACGGGUAAAAGAAAAGUAACUUGUGAUUUUUGAGAACUCAUGAAACCUACAAAAUUGGGAGAGUAAAAAAAAAAAAGUAGAUCCAUUAGACAGCUAAACAAAGAAGAAAAGCAGUAUUAGAAAUGUGUCAUUCCUUAUUUAUUUUUUUAUAUAUAAUUUUCCCUUUCACAGGCCUGCAUUUUUUCCUUUUGGUGCUUAUAUUGUUUGUGAAGCCAUUUCAUUUUAUCUUAUGCACCGAGAAGGCCUUGAAAUGGAAGGCCAUAAAAGCAAAUAUAGCCUUCAAGGAAAUGUUCUUUUUAUUAUUAAAGUGGGGGCUUUUGAUUCGAGGAAAGGGAAUUUAAUUUUCAUGAAGAUGAGUUAUUGUUUGAAAUCAGGGGUUUGUCUGCGUUAUUCAAACUGUCAUGUGUUACUGUGAGCAGAUUAGAUGCAUUCGCUUUCUACUUAUGUCAUAGACCCAAUAGGUAGCUCACUGAUUCAGAUAUAUGAGUGUGCAUUUUCCAUUAUAAGCUUUGUGGUGGUGUUGUUCAGUACCAUAUUUUAGUGGCAUCACUCUGCUUGGACAUAUUGUUGAGAUGGACCAAGAAAUCAGCUGUUGUUCAGAGUUUGAUUAUUGUUAGCUUAAUGGGCAUAGAUGAUGACAGACGAGCCAGAAACUCAAAAAUCUAAUUUAUUUUACUGAUCAGUGAAUGCACCAUAUUAGGUUGCUGCUAACACCACCCAUGGUGUGAAUGAUGUUACAAGGAGGGGGUUAACCCCAGAGGUAGCUAUUUUCAGUAUCAAGAAGUUGUUCAAAAAUACAUUUUGAUUAAGCACUGAGAUGUUAUGAGUUUUAAAGUAAACUGUAUUUUCUAAGAGAUGGCAAAACAUGUUUGUGACUCAUGCGGCAAGUGACCGAGAAAAGGUGAGACUAAUAAACAGAAAACAGGAAGGCUGAAUAAUUUACAGGAAACAUGCUCUCUGUUGAUUUUUUUGGGAUUUCCACCUCUACCUAUUAUGAAAUAUGCUGGAUUUAAAGAUGUCAGAAGCCAUUUGGAAAACCUUUAGUUAAUGUAAGGAUCUACAUUUUCUAGAAUAUACACACAGAGGCUACUUUUAUAGUAAUUGCAGCCAGGCUCACCAGGCUAAUCUCUAAUAUAACACUGUAAAGACAGUUUAAGUUGUCUUCUUUGUAAUCUUGUUGUGUUUUUUUUUUUUUUUUAGUUUUAAAUGCUGUAGCUCUAUCUUGUUUUGUUACAGUUCUUAUAUAGAAAUCUUAAUUUAUUAAGACUGGCAGAUCAUUGGCAGGUCAAAGCUUUACAAAAGCCAGACACCAGAAUUUGGCCCUAAAUUCUGAUUGGUCCAUGUCUAGUUCUACACAGAAUUAAGGGGAUGCCAUUCAGUGCUUAGUUUUCAAAGGGGUUUGUUACUUUGUCUGCACUUUACUUUGUAACGACAGUAAACGUAUUGUCUAAUAUUUUGUAAUGUAGCAUGAUUCAGUUUGGUUUUUGUUCACAAGUGAUCCUCAAAAAGCCAAAGUAACCCAAGAACCGAACAGUAAUAUGACCUGCAUCUUUUCUUCAGUAAGUGCAAUAGACUCAGUUGUGUUAUACAUGGUUCAAAUGCUGAAUUUGCUAUUCCUUUUAGUUUUACUUGAUGUACAGUAAUGGCCAAAGGGACUUUCUCAUCUUAUUCAUCUGUUGUUUCGCAAUUCUGUGGUACAACUGGUGUGGUAUUUAAGAACAUUUUCAUAAUUUGUGUGAUCCAUCCAUCCAUCCAUCCAUCCAUCCAUCCAUCCAUCCAUCCAUCCAUCCAUCCAUCCAUCCAUCCAUCCAUCCCUCUUUAAACAAACACCUCAAACUUAUUGUUUCAGUGACAACUAUUUUACGAUUGAUCUGUAAUAUUGAAUAUUUACUGAUGUGGUUGUUAAGGGUCCAACUCUGCAGUAUUCUGUUAAAACUUAACUUACCUCAGACAGCAGACAAACAAAACAGUUGCAGUGGUUUUGCAGUUCUAAUCACAAAGCUGGCUGUCAGACAGUCAAUAACUAUGAACCAUUCAACACUGACAAUCACUGGCUCCUCUGUAGUGUAAUAAAUUGGUAUCUGUGUUUCAUGUUACUGUGAAUGGAACAUUUAUGAUGAUUCUUUGCCACAUCUGUGUUGUGUAUCUUCACUUGUGACCGUAAUGCGACAUGCAAAUUUGUGUGUGUGUGUGUGUGUGUGUUGGCUGAGUGUGUUUGCAGAUACAAUGAGUUUGCAGAAAGACAGAGUCCAAUUGUACAUGUGUUGUUCAAAUCUGAAUGUCCUUCACCUGUCUGUUGUAAGACUGUGUUGCCUGAUGUUUUUAUGCUUAUGUCUUUUGUUACUAUUUGGUAAAGAAAAUAAACUGAUAUUAACAUUUUUCA